Molecule: messenger RNA, 1239 nt
Organism: Hibiscus syriacus
Lineage: Eukaryota; Viridiplantae; Streptophyta; Magnoliopsida; Malvales; Malvaceae
Product: transcription factor APG-like
Exons: 4
Coding region: 98-1204 (368 amino acids)
Biological process (GO): regulation of DNA-templated transcription
Molecular function (GO): protein dimerization activity; DNA-binding transcription factor activity
Source: RefSeq, a predicted model, not a curated record
UCUUGUUUUUCUGACGGCUUAACUGCUCAACUUGUCGGGUUUUCUUUUAGAUUAUCACUCACGUCAACUCCAAAUACUUACUGAAUCUCACCCUUCAAUGGCAGAAAAACACAAACUCGAAUCAGUUCCUCCGAGGAUGACGAGUCACUUGCGUAAUUUACCAUCCACGUGUGAUCCUGAUGCGGCGGAGCUGGUGCAGGAGAAUGGUCGAAUUUUGAUUCGGGGUUUAUCGUCCAAGAAACUCGGAAAGAAGAACAUAGCUUGUCUGCAAACCCGGUACCAGGAGCUACGAUUGCCUGAAUUAUACGAGGAUGGUUACGAUAAACGACUCGUGGAUUUAAAUAUUGUUGCUUCAAACAGACUCAACGUGCCCCAGAUUGAAGAAGACGACAUUAUUCUUCAGCAAACCAUGAAUAACGAUAGGCAGGUGCCUCAAUCUUGCUACAAGCAAUCAAAGGAGAAAAUCAAACCAAGGGUUGAUGAGAAAAGUGAAGGGAUGAACUUUUCAAUCUUCUUAAGAUCUCCAGCUCUUCAAAAAUCUCACCAGAUUCCGAGCUCUGGUACUCCAACAAGAAACAAUUCUUUUGAAAAAAAAUCCAUGGAGAAAGAGUGGGUUCCUGAUGAACAAUCGGAAGCCGCUCCAAGCAAAGGCUCAAAGAGAAAGAGAAAACCAGAAACUCACAGCCUAUCUGAAAGGAGAAGAAGAGAUAAAAUCAACAAGAAGAUGCGUGCAUUGCAAGAACUCAUACCCAACUGUAAUAAGGUGGAUAGAGCUUCGGUGCUUGAUGAAGCAAUCGAGUACUUGAAAACCCUUCAGCUUCAAGUUCAGAUGAUGUCAAUGGGAUUGGGAAGUAGUGGUGUUUAUAUGCCUCCGAUUAUGUUGGUUUCGUCGAUGCAACAUAUAAAUGCACAGCCUUUGGGUGGUUGUUAUUCUCCCAUGGCUGUCGCAAUGCAAAUGGCACAGUUACCGUCGACAUCUUCACUAAUUCCGGCGAUCAACCAAGCUAGACUCAACAUGCUUGGCUUCUCUGGUCAGGUGUUAUUAACGUCCAUGCCGCCAUCGCCAUCACCUCUCCUAUCGUUGGCUGCUGCGAGAUUUGCCCAACUACCGGUCCAGACCCCCGCCGUAUCCCGAGCUAAUGCCGCCGCAGCCGCUGCCGCUGUUACUUUGUCUACAUCGAUGGAUUGGAGUCUCACACAUUAACUCGAGAAACAACUACUGAUGACGAGAGUUAGCAA